This is a messenger RNA of Penicillium alfredii, 1047 nucleotides long. RefSeq lists its product as uncharacterized. The coding region runs from base 1 to 1047 and encodes 348 amino acids. Lineage: Eukaryota; Fungi; Ascomycota; Eurotiomycetes; Eurotiales; Aspergillaceae. The transcript has a single exon. The record is from RefSeq and is a predicted model, not a curated record.
AUGCCCGACAUGCCCACUGUGUUUCAUCAGUCGGCCUCUUCUCCCAAGCUCGACCUCUCGAGCGCGUCCUCUCAGGUAUUUCAUGCCCCGUCCUCGGGCUCCGCAUCCUCCUCUCUGUACUCGCUCUCUCUCAGUCGCAAGCGACCGCAACGCGACACCGAGAAACUCUCAUCGUAUUUUGAACCUCCGUCCGAAUUUUCCUCCCCACUCCUCCACACCGACUACCAAGCCAACAAUGAGUUGCAAGGCUCACCAGAGCUCGACUGUCGCCCAAACCGAUAUCGCGAGUCUUUCUUGCCGCACACUCUUGAUGCAAGCAUGGAGUCCGCAGCUCAGGCCGAGUCAGCCGGAGCGAGCCGCAAACGCAGCCGACGCGACUCGGGUGUCGCGUCUCCAAGCGCCGAUGGCUGCUCUCCUGCACCCCAGGCGGGCUGGGGACGAUCUGUGAUCAAGGUAGUUGGGAAAGUUUUGGACUUUUGCUGGACAGGCGCAUUCCGUGGGUUCCACGCAGGAGGAGGUCAAGGCUACGAUAUGAGCACCACACACCCCAAUCCCGGGCAGUCUGCAUCGAGUCCCGCCGAGAAGAAUAUGUUCAGCACGGGGCAUCCAACGCCGAUCCCGGGCCAAUACCCCGAAGACGACAUUGAGCGAAACUGGAUCGUCGUUCCAAACAACCCCAACGACCCCUUUGUGGGCAGCAGCGACGUCGCCAGUCCAUCGCUUCGAGCACCAAAAACUCACCAGGCUUCCAGUCCCCGCCGACGGCCAACGGUGAUGCCUCGGCUGGGUAAGAGGACGAGGCUGUCUGUGCGACCAUCCACCCCGACCAAGAAUGCGCGUAACCCGGGUGUGCCAUCACCUCGGUCUACGGAUGGCCCAGGAUCAGCCGAGAUGCAACGACAGGCGGCCAAGAUACGCCGCCAGGAACGAGAAGAAGACGCCAGUAUCCGUCGGUUGAACAAGCAGCUGCAAGCGAUGAUUCGGGAGGGCAAGGAGGCAUUAGGGACCACAGUGGAAGUGGAUGAUUUGGAUAUGGGAGACUACUGA